Messenger RNA from Aspergillus novofumigatus IBT 16806, 1407 nucleotides. Its product is annotated as sterol desaturase family protein. The record is from RefSeq and is a predicted model, not a curated record. Lineage: Eukaryota; Fungi; Ascomycota; Eurotiomycetes; Eurotiales; Aspergillaceae. Gene Ontology annotation, biological process: ergosterol biosynthetic process. The coding region runs from base 248 to 1192 and encodes 314 amino acids. Gene Ontology annotation, molecular function: iron ion binding; C-4 methylsterol oxidase activity. The transcript is spliced from 2 exons.
AAUAUCGCCAUGUCAGACACAACUGCAAGCUACAGGCAGGAGAUUCAUAUUCUACAAAAUUACUUCAGUCACAAACCUUAGAAUAUGCAAUUGUUGAAUCAAAUACGGACAUCUAACACUUAUACUGAAGGCUAACGCGCAGAUCGCAAACGAAAUGGAUGCGCUCUUCUCCCUGCCAGUUCUUUCGCUAUUUCUCAUUCCUACAAUUUCCUCGUACAGCACAAGCCUCAACUUAUUAUUCUUCUUCAUGACAUGGUCGACCCUUGUGCUGUCGCAUCCUCCUCUCAGGGUUGAACUGUUCGGUACCGUGGCCGUGCGACUCUUCUUUUACGUUCUCCCCUCGGUCCUCUUCUUCCUGUUUGACAUCUUGACACCCUCUGCAGCAGUGGUGAUCAAGGCGCAUGGCGAGCUCGGCCUUCCUGCAGGAAGCAAGCGCAGCAAAAUCCGAGCAAAGGACUUCAAGGUCGCGGGAUGGGCGCUGGCAAACCUUGCUUUGAGCAUCGCCGCGCAAGCUGCCAUUGAGCUCGUUCGCACCAAGGUGCUCGGAAUGCGCAGCGCUCUCAAAGUGUCCAUGAGACUGCCUAUGCCCUGGGAGAUCGUGAAGGACUUGUUCCGAGGUUUGUUCGGGAGAGAGAUCCUCGCAUACGCUGUCCAUCGCUACGUCCUCCACUCCAAAAAAUAUAGCGUCGCAAAGUACCAUGAAUCAUGGUACCACUCACUACGCGCACCGUUUCCCCUCACCGGGCACUAUGAUCACCCCAUCGCGUACCUCCUCGCUAACUUCAUCCCGACAUACGCUCCUGCCAUGCUCUUCCGCCUCCACAUGCUCACCUACCUCAUCUAUCUGUCCACAAUAUCCAUUGAGGAGACGUUCGCCUUCUCCGGGUACUCCGUGAUGCCGACGAGUUUCUUCCUGGGCGGCAUUGCGCGUCGCACGGAUGUGCAUUUGCUAAGUGGGGCGGAAGGGAAUUUCGGGCCUUGGGGGAUUCUGGACUGGAUGGGUGGGACGACUGUCGGCGAUGGUGAGGAUGGAGCGGCUAGUAUUAUAGAUGAUGCGCAGAGUCAGCUUAGCGCUAGCCUGAGCCAGGAUGGGGAUCUCGAUGAGAAGAUUCGGAGGGCUGUGGAGGAGUCUACGAGGAGAUUUAGGGAUGGUAGUCGGCGUCGGUUGCGGAGGAAGCGGAGGGAUGAGUAAUUUUUGGGAUUUUGUGGGUUCAUGAGCUCAUGGCUUUUUGUAUCGAUAUAUGAUUAUGUGAUAUGGGUGCGAUGUUGCUUAUAUAUUUUGGAUUUGGAUGCUUGAUGAUGAUGCAGUGGCAUGAGCUACUACUCUGUACAGACUGAUGCAACGGCGUUCUCGAGACAGUUCGCAGCGAGUAUCCUCGUAAGGUCGCAAUCGCAGGUUCUCUGGGC